This is a messenger RNA of Aspergillus ruber CBS 135680, 1497 nucleotides long. RefSeq names its product aldehyde dehydrogenase family protein. Gene Ontology annotation, molecular function: aldehyde dehydrogenase (NAD+) activity. Bases 1 to 1497 code for a protein of 498 amino acids. The record is from RefSeq and is a predicted model, not a curated record. The transcript is spliced from 4 exons. Lineage: Eukaryota; Fungi; Ascomycota; Eurotiomycetes; Eurotiales; Aspergillaceae.
AUGACCGAAACACUCCAUCUCAACAGCCGAACCAUCUCCCUGCCUACAGGCUUAUUCAUUAACGGUCAAUUUGUAAACAGCAAACAAGGUGCCAAAUUCGACGUCGAAGACCCUGCCACAGGCCAGCCCCUCAUCUCAAUCGUAGAAGGCCGCGAGGACGAUGUUGACGAGGCAGUCCGCGUUGCUCGACAAGUCUUCGACGCCGGAGACUGGGCACAAUCCAACCCCACCUACCGCGCAUCUCUCCUAAAUAAACUUGCCGACCUGUUUGAAGAGAACAAAGACGACCUGAUUGCGCUUGAGUGUGCUGACACCGGCAAGACUCUGAAGCUUUGCUCGUCGCUUGAUUUCCCAGCCUCGGUCGGUACUCUGCGGUAUUAUGCUGGUUGGGCCGAUAAGGUUGCGGGGGAGACUUCAUUUAAUAUCCCUGGUACUUUCGCGUAUACUAGGAGGGAACCCAUUGGGGUUUGUGGGCAGAUUAUUCCGUGGAACUUCCCCUUGAUGAUGUUCAUAUGGAAAAUCGCUCCAGCAUUGGCUACCGGAAACACAGUUGUCAUUAAAUCCGCCGAGGCUACUCCGUUGUCAGCACUCAAGGCCUGUGAAUUGAUCUCCAAGGCUGGCUUCCCGCCUGGCACGCUCAAUCUGGUCUCUGGGUAUGGCAAGACAGUUGGAAGUGCAAUUGCCCACCACAUGGACGUGGAUAAGGUUGCGUUCACCGGCUCUACCACCACUGGACGUGCGAUUCUGCGUGCCUCGGCCGCGUCGAAUCUGAAGAAGGUGACUUUGGAGCUGGGAGGUAAAUCUCCGAACAUCAUCUUCCCCGACGCCGAUGUAGACAAAGCAGUGGACUGGUCCGCAUGGGGCAUCAACAUGAACUACGGCCAGACAUGCCACGCAGGCACACGCAUUUACAUCCACGAAGACAUCUACGAUACAUUCCUGACCAAAUUCACUGCUCGCCUGAAGGAGAUCAUUAUAGGCCAUCCAUUUGACAAGACCACGAAGCAAGGCCCGCAGAACAGCAAGAUGCAAUACGAGAAGAUCCUGGGCUACAUUGAUUCUGGUGUCGAGGAAGGUGCCACGCUGCAUCUUGGCGGAAAGGCUAUUGAAAAAGAGACUGGUGGGUACUACAUCGAGCCGACUAUUUUUACGGAUGUGCGGCCGGAAAUGAAGAUCAUGCGUGAAGAAAUCUUCGGCCCCGUCGUCGCAAUCUCUAAAUUUUCCUCCGAAGCCGAAGUCAUUAAGCACGCCAACGACACUUCAUACGGUCUCGCCGCAGCCUGCCACACCAAGGACUACGAGCGAGCUAUCCGAGUGACGAAUGCGCUGCGGGCGGGCACAACUUGGGUGAACAUGUAUAACUUUGUGCACUGGAGUAUUCCGUUUGGAGGGUUCAAGGAGAGUGGAAUUGGACGGGAGUGUGGAGCGGCUGUGUUGGAGAAUUAUACGCAGACGAAGGCGGUUUUUUUUAAUAUGGGGGUGCCGUGUCCGGAGUAG